Messenger RNA from Plectropomus leopardus (leopard coralgrouper), 3098 nucleotides. It is a transcript of the gene mylipa, whose product is annotated as myosin regulatory light chain interacting protein a. Gene Ontology annotation, biological process: ubiquitin-dependent protein catabolic process. Lineage: Eukaryota; Metazoa; Chordata; Actinopteri; Perciformes; Serranidae. Gene Ontology annotation, molecular function: ubiquitin-protein transferase activity. Gene Ontology annotation, cellular component: cytoskeleton. The record is from RefSeq and is a predicted model, not a curated record.
CACAGAGUGGAAGGGCUGUGAAAGUGACGAAGGCUUGAUGUAGGGGGAUUUAAAGAAGGCUCGAGAAGUGUUUUAUUAUUUUAAAGUGUGGCACACCAAAGAUUUACAGAUACACAGCCAAAAUGCUCUGCCACGUUACUCGUCCGGACUCCGUUAUAAUGGAAGUGGAAGUUGAUGCGAAGGCGAACGGUGAGGACUGUCUGAAUAAGGUUUGCAGAAAGUUGGGCAUAAUUGAGGUAGACUACUUUGGGCUGCAGUUCACAGGCAGCAAAGGAGAGAACCUGUGGCUGAAUCUGAGGAACCGCAUCUGCCAGCAAAUGGAUAAUGUGACGCCGUGUCGACUGAGGCUGCGGGUCAAGUUUUUUGUGGAGCCCCAUCUCAUUCUGCAGGAACAGACGAGACACGUAUUCUUCAUGCAUGUGAAGGAAGACCUCCACAACGGGCACCUACGUAUGGGCUCCGAACAAGCGGAGGAGCUGAGCGCACUCCUGGCACAGGCCGAGUUUGGCGACUACAACCAAAACACAGCCAAGUACUGGUACUCAGAGCUGUGCGGAGAGGAGCCCAGCACUACCACUAUCAACAGCAUCAUAUCUAGACACAAAGCUCUGGAAGGUUUGAGCCAGGGCUCGGUGGAGUAUCAGGCCCUGCAGCUGGUCUCGUCUUUGGAGCAUUACGGCGUGGAGUGGCACUGGGCUCGCGACGCAAACGGGCAACGGCUGGCUAUAGGAGUCGGCCCUGAGGGGAUCGCCAUUUGCAAGGAGGAUUUCAGCUUAGUCAACAGAAUCAGCUAUCCAAUCAUUCAGAUCGCCACCCAGUCGGGGAAGAGUGUGUACUUGACGGUUACCAAGGACACAAGUGACAGCGUGGUGCUUUUGUUCAAGCUCAUCAGUAAUCGGGCUGCCAGUGGUCUGUACCGGGCCAUCACAGAGACCCACGCCUUCUACAGGUGUGACACAGUCACUAAUGCCGUCAUGAUGCAGUACAGCAGAGACUUCAAGGGCCACCUAGCUUCACUCUUCCUCAAUGAAAACAUCAACCUGGGCAAGAAGUACGUCUUCGACAUCCGACGCACCUCAAAGGAAGUGUACGACCACGCCCGCCGCGCCCUCUACAACUCCGGCGUGGUGGACCUGGUGCCUGGCAGUGGCGAGCGCUCCUCUCCUUCACGCUCCCCGAGCCGAGAUGACCAGCAGGAUGAGGGGCUGGACUGCGGCAGCUGCCAGCAGAGCCGAGCCUUGCAGGAGCGGCUUCAGAAGCUCAGAGAGGCUCUGCUGUGCAUGCUCUGCUGCGAGGAGGAGAUAGAUGCUGCAUUCUGCCCCUGCGGCCAUAUGGUGUGCUGCCAGACCUGCGCAAAUCAGCUGCAGUUGUGUCCUGUGUGUCGGUCAGACGUGGAGCACGUGCAGCACAUCUACCUGCCCACCUGCACCAGCCUGCUGAACCUGACACUGACCGACAACCACCAACACCGCAGCAGCAUCCCCGCACCCAUCCACAGAGAAAUGGCUUCUCCUCACAGCUGCUCUGCCACAGAGUACGAGCACAAGCUCUACCACACAUAAAGACGACUCCACCAAACUCCGUAAUGAACACUUUGACAUGUAAAACCAGCCAGAUCAAGGUUUCAUAAAGAAGGAACAUUUCUGGGCUGUCUGUGUUUCCUGCCUGGACUUAAUGAACUACCAAACUCCUGAAUCAAAGAUCGACACACUCGAACCACUCCCUCAACUAGUGUUUGUGUGUUAUAUUGUUAUUCACUUUUCGUCCCUUUGGACUGCCAGUUUGUCUGGUUGGUUCUCAGUAUUGUUGCUAUUGGUUUGCGUGUCAUUCUGUCCAAAUCGUGUUUGUUUUAAACGUCCCCUGCCACAAGAUUAUUUUAGAUUAGGCUCUUAAAUUAUUGCAUCAGUUGACCUGAUACAGAGUAGAAACAUUAUGUUUUUGAAUUUGUGUGUCAAAUAUUUUUCCUUGCUCCAUAUCAGUCUCCUAGCCCCAGAACCAUAUGAUGAGCGUUUGUGUUUUAGAAUAGCUAAACACUGUACAUAAUGGUUGAGUCUUUUUUUUUUUUCAUUUUUAAUGCUUCUUGACAUUUUAAAUCUUAUCUGUUUUUUUGAUUUGACAGCUGAAUUUUACAGUGUAAGAGAGUGAGAUGCAUUUUUUUAUAUUUUAUUUCUUGUUUUUCAUGUUCCAUGUUUUCCAUGCCAAUUAGGGGGGUAUUUAGAGGCUAAGCAGCACUGCUCUGGACCAAGCAUUGCAUACUAAUGAGACACACCAGGUGCUAAGGCCACACAUUUUGCUCUUCUGAUCUCUGGGUUAAAUGGGUUCCUGAAGGUUCCCACCAGAACUAUGACCUUGGAUGUGAAAUGCAGUAUCUUGUUGACACUCCUGCAACCUCCUUCACCUUGAAACGGGUUUUGUUGAUUAACUGCCACUUGUCCAAAACAACAAGCCCGCUUUCAUAGACUGAUGCACCUUUUACAUUUUUAUCUCCAUGCCAACAGAGAGUUGGGAAUUAGGAGCACAAAAUGCUCUUCUGCUAAACACAGAACCACAAGGCUAUAGACAAAGAAAAAUAGGAAUUUGUCCAGCAGCAGCUGCUUCCUCUGAAAACCUCAGCUAUAAAUUUCCGGGGUGUACUAGUGAGUUCCUUUUGAUAUUCUUAAAGGGUACUAGGAGAUCUGUCCGUGCAAUACUUGCUUGCUUUUUGAAAAAAAGCUUUUUCAUUUUCAAGUUUUAUUUAAUUUCAAAGACUAUAUUUAAGAAAAGAACAACAUUGUCACUUUACCAAGGAAGUUUUUCACACGUCUGUAGGGGGUUUGGCCUUAAUGUAGCAGCAACACCAUGUUUAUUAUAAACUUUCCACAGACGCUUUUUCUGGUAAGAAAAGGAAAACUUUGAUUUCUUUAACGCUGACUCGAUUAAGCUCAGUCGCUGCAGGGGAAGGACUUUUAUUUUUCACAUUGUACAAGUAGCGAUUUGUUUCUGUUUUAUGAAGCAAAAGCCACUACGCUCUGUAAAAUAACUCUGAAUUAAAUCCUUUUUUAUAUAUUCUGUUUUUAACAAAAGAGAAAGUAUUAAUAAAGUUGUUUUUUAAAAACAUA